Messenger RNA from Nymphalis io (European peacock), 1315 nucleotides. RefSeq names its product RAB6A-GEF complex partner protein 2. The transcript has 6 exons. The record is from RefSeq and is a predicted model, not a curated record. Gene Ontology annotation, biological process: retrograde transport, endosome to Golgi. Gene Ontology annotation, cellular component: Golgi membrane; Ric1-Rgp1 guanyl-nucleotide exchange factor complex. NCBI's taxonomy places the organism in Eukaryota, Metazoa, Arthropoda, Insecta, Lepidoptera, Nymphalidae. The coding region runs from base 158 to 1315 and encodes 385 amino acids.
UACAUGUAGAGUUGUCGAUACUUAUAAUUAAAUAAAAUGUAUUUAUUUUCAUUGCUCUUAAUAAACUAAUUCAAUUGAAGGGUUCUUAUUUUGAUAUCACGUGAUUUUAGUUUUAUUUCAUAUAUGUAAUUUAAAUAGACCAUUAUUUACAAUCAAAAUGAUUGAACUCUCUGCAAAACUUACUACUGGUACUGUUUAUUUGGCUGGCGAAGCUAUAGAAUGUGCUAUAACAUUUUCCCACACUGCACAACCAGAGCAUAGGAAUUCCCAAAGUCAUAGUGAUAUCUUAGAAAACUUGGCAUGGGCGUCAGCUCAAAUACAUUGUUUCUUUUCAACAUCUAAAAAUUCAGGAGAAAAAACCCCUGUGAUUGAAAAAACAACUGCUUUAGAAGUUACAUCAUGUGAUAUUGGUGAUGUUAUCUUUCACACAAAGCCAAAAAUAUUAUUUUGUGAUUUGACUAUACCUUUGGGCGAAACUAAAACAUUUUGGUAUAGAGAAUCACUACCAAUUGAAGCACCACCUUCGUACAGAGGGACAGCUGUAAAAUACUCUUACAAGAUAACAAUAGCAACACAAAAAGUUGGGUCUCAUAUCAAAAUGGUUAGAAUACCUUUUAGAGUUUUACCUAUUAGUCCUAUUAUAAAUAUGCAAGACUUAUCUGCUCUUUGUGGCAAUGAGACAACAGAGGAACUUCAACCGACUAAUCCAUUUUCUGAGGAAAGAAAAGUAGAAACGCCUCUAACUAUGGCUCUGCAGGUGUUACAGAAUCUCACAGCAAGAAGAAGUCCCAAUUCAUAUAUGAUUACAAAUGCGAGGGGCAGAGUCGGUAGAUUCUGUUUAUUCAAAUCAGCAUACAAAUUGGGGGAGGACAUUGUUGGUACUUUUGACUUCUCAGUUGGUACUGUCACUUGUAUGCAGGUGUCAGUAUCUUUGCAACCUGAAGAAAUUACAAAAACUAAUACACCAACAAAAAAUGUAAAUAAAGAAAACUCAAGUAGAUCAAUGACUGUGGCCAGAUGUCAUGAAGUCACCGUAGGUCUUACACAUUCCCAACUCAUUUUGCCAAUACCAUUACACAUAACUCCUGCAUUUGAGGGGGAUGAAGUGUCACUAAGUUGGCGACUUCACUUUGAAUUUGUGACAAGUAAUGAGAGGUUAUUUCCAACUUCAGACGAUAAGGACUGGAAUGCACCUCUUAAUGUUCCAAUAGAAACAAUGGUCUGGAACCUGCCUGUGAAGAUUUACUCUACACAACCUAAGCAAAUCUCGCAACAGUCUGUUGGAAGUGAUGCAUAUACAUUAUAUAUAAAAUAA